GAAGUUUACACAAGUUAAAACAGCGACAACCAUGGCUAGGUGAUGUGUGGUAUUUACUGUUGUUGCCUGUGUUUGAGCGAGUGUUGUCGAGGUACCUGAAGAAGCCUGGAGAUAAAACAACUCGACUUGAUCUUCAAAAAUUCCCCAUUGUUGGUGAAAAGCGAUAAAAAAAAUGCCUGAGGGCGGAAAAUCCAAGAACAAGAAAAAGAACAAGGUGCAGGCCCAAUCUGACGCUUCCGAUGCGAGCACCUUGAAAGCCGAUAGCAGAGAAUCCGUGGAGAAUAAUGACCAGCCCGAAUCGACCGAAGACAACAAACAGGAAGAGACAGAAAAUGGGGAGGAUUUGGAUACUGGCUCGAAUGAUGGGCUUGUUGACGAUGAACCAGGCGACUCAAGAGCCAAAUCACCUAUCCUAGAGGCUCUCCGAUCAAAAGAUCGUUUUGACGCCCUUGUAAAAGACAGAGAUUCGCUACGUGCCGAAGUGACCGAUAUGCGUAAAUCCUUGGAACUGAUCCAGUCGAAACAUCAUGAUGAUAUGGAGGCUCUACAUGGCAAAUUAGAAGACGCAGAGAGCAAAAAGGAGCACGCAGAAUCCCAGUACCGUGGGUUGCUUGAAAGAGUGAACACAAUCAAAGCCCAGCUUGGUGAGCGUCUCAAAGAAGAUGCCGAAGAAAUCGCUCAAGCGAGGUCGAAGAUCGAGGACUUGGAGGCGCAAAACUUACGCACGAAGGAAGAGUACGAACCAAAGGUAUUGGAGCUGUCGGAUGACAAUCAACGGCUGUCAAAAGAGCUGUCUGAACUACGCGAACGAACAAAUCUGUCGCAACAAAAUUGGUUGAAGGAGAAGGAUGAUAUUCUCGAACAAGAAUCAUAUCUUCAGUCGGAGUUUGAACAAGCAAAGGAGGCGAUGCAUAACUGGGAAGUGCUUGCCAUGGAAGAACGUUCAAUCAGGGAAAGCUUGGGAGAAAAAGUAAUAGAUUUGGAGGAACAACUGGCUACUGUGAGAGCCGCAUACGAGAAGACUUCUGCUGAGCAUGAAUCCCAAGCAGCGACCGUGGAUGGUUUGCAACGAGCCCUGCAAGAAAUCCAGGCCGCACGCAAGCAAGAGCUUCGUGAACUCGUUGAAACCUCUGAUUCUCAGCUCGAGGAACUGAAGCAGGCGUUGAACGAUGCUAAAACAAAAGAAUCAGAUUCGGGGAAAUCCCUGCAAGAGAUUCAACAGGAACUUGAGAGAGUCCGGCCUUU
This is a messenger RNA of Aspergillus versicolor CBS 583.65, 1245 nucleotides long. RefSeq names its product putative Golgi matrix protein. The transcript has 7 exons. The record is from RefSeq and is a predicted model, not a curated record. NCBI's taxonomy places the organism in Eukaryota, Fungi, Ascomycota, Eurotiomycetes, Eurotiales, Aspergillaceae. The annotation marks the transcript as partial.